AUGGCCGACAACAAAGUCUAUCGCGCCAGCACCACGGCGCCCGUCAACAUUGCCGUUGUCAAGUACUGGGGAAAGCGCGAUCCCAAGCUCAACCUUCCCACCAACAGCUCCCUCUCCGUCACCCUCUCGCAAGCCGACCUUCGAACCCUCACGACCGCCUCUUGCUCCAACUCGUACACCAGCGGCGACAGCCUCACCCUCAAUGGAGAAUCCGCUGAUGUCUCUGGCGCCAGAACUCAGGCUUGCUUCCGUGAGCUGCGGGCUCGUCGCGCCGCUCUUGAGGCUGCCGACUCUUCGCUGCCUAAGCUCUCCACCAUGAACUUGAAGCUUGUGUCCGAGAACAACUUCCCCACCGCUGCUGGUCUUGCUUCUUCUGCCGCUGGCUUUGCUGCGCUGGUCCAGGCCAUUGCCCUCCUCUACGAGCUCCCUGACUCACCCUCGGACCUCUCGCUCGUUGCCCGACAAGGUUCUGGAUCGGCUUGCCGCAGUCUGUUUGGUGGCUACGUCGCGUGGAGGAUGGGAGAGAAGGACGAUGGAAGCGACUCCAAGGCCGAGCUUGUCGCCCCUGCGUCUCACUGGCCCGAGAUGCGAGCUCUUAUCCUCGUCGCCAGCGCCGCCAAGAAGGGUGUCUCGUCGACCUCUGGCAUGCAGCAGACCGUCGCCACCUCUGGUCUCUUCAAGGAGAGGAUAACAAACAUUGUCCCCGCCAACAUGGCCUCUAUGGAAGAGGCCGUCAAGAACAAGGACUUUGCCAAGUUUGCCGAGGUGACGAUGCGCGAGUCCAACUCCUUCCACGCCACCUGCGCCGACACCUACCCUCCCAUCUUUUACAUGAACGACGUCUCCCGAGCCGCCAUCCGCGCCGUCGAGGACAUCAACACCAAGGCCGGCAAGACCGUCGCCGCCUACACCUUCGACGCUGGCCCUAACUGUGUCGUGUACUACCUGGAGGAGAACGCCAACGCAGUUCUCGGCACUUUCUACCAGGCUCUUUCUGGCGUGGAUGGCUUCAAGGAGAAUGCCGCCAGCGCCAAGUCUGCUUUCGAGCUUGACAGUGGUCUUGCUGCUACGCUGAAGGAGGGUGUGAGCAGAGUCAUCUCGACUGGCGUUGGUGAGGGUCCCAUCAAGACGGAUGAGUACCUGGUUGGAGAGGAUGGCGAGGCUGUCCGACGGUAG
Molecule: messenger RNA, 1176 nt
Organism: Fusarium keratoplasticum
Lineage: Eukaryota; Fungi; Ascomycota; Sordariomycetes; Hypocreales; Nectriaceae
Product: Diphosphomevalonate decarboxylase
Exons: 2
Coding region: 1-1176 (391 amino acids)
Biological process (GO): isoprenoid biosynthetic process; isopentenyl diphosphate biosynthetic process, mevalonate pathway
Cellular component (GO): cytosol
Molecular function (GO): ATP binding; diphosphomevalonate decarboxylase activity
Source: RefSeq, a predicted model, not a curated record